UCAGAGACAGGGGCCUCGAGGCAGGCACACGCACCAUGGGUCGCCCAGAGCUGGCUGUCUUAGGCCUCGCCUGCUGCUUGGCAGUAGUGAGCGCCGCAAAGCUGGGUGUGGUGCUCACGGAAGGGGGCUUCGUGGAGGGCGUCAACAAGAAGCUUGGACUCUUCGGCAUCGGCGGCCGCUCUGUGGACAUCUUCAAGGGCAUCCCCUUCGCUGCCCCGCCCAAGUCCUUGGAGAACCCCCAACCGCACCCAGGCUGGCAAGGGACCCUGAAGGCCAAGGACUUCAAGCAGCAAUGCCUGCAAACCACUGACACCAUAUUAAAUACCAAGGGCUCCGAGGACUGCCUCUACCUCAACAUCUGGGUCCCCCAGGGCCAGAAGGAAGUUUCCCAGAACCUGCCUGUCAUGAUCUGGAUCUUCGGAGGAGGCUUCCUCAUGGGGUCUGCCCAAGAAAAAAGCUUCUUCAAUAACUAUGAGUAUGACGGGGAGGAGAUUGCCACACGGGGCAACGUCAUUGUGGUCACCUUCAACUACCGCCUCGGGCCGCUGGGCUUCCUCAGCACUGGGGACACCAACCUGCCAGGUAACUACGGCCUUCGGGACCAGCACAUGGCCAUCGCGUGGGUGAAGAGGAACAUUGCGGCCUUCGGGGGGGACCCUAACAACAUCACCAUCUUUGGGGAAUCAGCUGGAGGUGCCAGCGUCUCUCUGCAGACCCUCUCUCCCUACAACAAGGGCCUCAUCGGGCGAGCCAUCAGCCAGAGCGGCGUGGCACUGAGCGCCUGGGCCAUCCAGAGGAACCCUCUCUCCUGGGCCAAGGAGAUCGCCAAAGAGGUGGGCUGCCCCUUGGACGAUACCGCCAGGAUAGCCAAGUGUCUGAAGGUCACCGACCCCCGGGCCCUGACGCUGGCCUAUAAGAUACCCCUGUUGGGCAAGAAGUACCCCUUCCUGUACUCUUUGGGCCCCCUGCCUGUUGUGGACAGAGACUUCAUCCCCGACGAUCCCAUCAAUCUUUUUGCCAACGCGGCCGACAUCGACUACAUCGCUGGCACCAACAACAUGGACGGCUACAUGUUUGCCAAAAUUGACGUGCCGGCCAUCAACGUGGACUUGCUGACUGUCACGGGGGAGGACUUCUUCAAGCUGGUCAGUGGGUUCACCAUCACCAAGGGACCCAGAGGUGCCAAUGCCACCUUUGACUUCUACACGGCGUCCUGGGCUGAGGACUCCUCCCAGGAGGCCAAGAAGAAGACGGUGGUGGACUUGGAGACCGACAUCGGCUUCCUGAUGCCCACGAAGAUGACUGUGGCCCAGCACAGAGCCAAUGCCAAGAGUGCCCGGACCUACACCUACCUGUACUCCCACCCAGCUCACAAUCCAUCGUACCCCAGCUGGGUGGGCGCCGACCACGGUGAUAAUCUUCAGUACGUGUUUGGGAAGCCCUUUGCCACCCCCAUGGGCUACCGGGCCCAAGACAGAACUGUCUCCCGGACCAUGAUCGCCUACUGGACCAACUUUGCCAGAACUGGGGACCCCAACCAGGGCCACUCGGCUGUUCCCACCCAAUGGGAGCCCUACACCCAGGAAAACGACAACUACCUGGAGAUUAACAAGAAGAUGGAUGACCAGUCCAUGAAGCAGCACCUGAGGAGCAGCUACCUGCAGUACUGGACCCAGACCUACCAGGCACUGCCCACUGUGAACGGAGAAGGAGUCGUGCCCGUGCCCCCCUCGGACGACUCUUUGGCCAUCCCCGUGCCUCCCUCGGACGAUUCUGAGGCCGCCCCUGAGCCCCCCACUGGUGACUCUGAGGGGGCUCAGAUGUCCGCAGCCAUUGGCUUCUAAUGUCCUGGCCCCAGAGGCCACAGGUGGGACCCAGGGAGCCCACCUCCCUCCCUAGCUCUUCCUGAAUAAAGCCACUUCUCUCUCUGGCAACCCUCUUUGCCCUCAUGA
Myotis lucifugus (little brown bat) is the source of this 1952-nucleotide messenger RNA. RefSeq names its product bile salt-activated lipase. Gene Ontology annotation, biological process: modulation of chemical synaptic transmission; postsynaptic membrane assembly; chemical synaptic transmission. Gene Ontology annotation, cellular component: postsynaptic specialization membrane; cell surface; synapse. The record is from RefSeq and is a predicted model, not a curated record. NCBI's taxonomy places the organism in Eukaryota, Metazoa, Chordata, Mammalia, Chiroptera, Vespertilionidae. Gene Ontology annotation, molecular function: triacylglycerol lipase activity; neurexin family protein binding; sterol ester esterase activity. The transcript is spliced from 11 exons. Bases 36 to 1844 code for a protein of 602 amino acids.